GCUCGGUAGCUGUCAGUCGGUAAGGAGUAGAUUCUCCGUAUAAGUUUAUGCGUAUUAGUUGUGAAUGAUCGCGUGCAAAUUCGCGUUAGCUUGCACGUUUUUCGUUCGUUCUCGUCGGUUAAAAUAUUCGCGACAAAUAUGUUGAAGAUCGAUGUUAUGUCGCCCGCGUGAACGGUAAACAGUUGCGCGGGUGAGUGUGUUGUGUUCCGAGGGAGUGUCGUUAACCUCGCGUUGAGCUCGAAGAGUCGAGGUUCCCUCGCUGGAAAUCGCGCGCAGAUCCUGAACGAAGCUGUCAAUCUCGUGAACAUCGGUGCACGACGGUCGUUCGAUCAGAAUGUCGGCGUCGGCCGCAUCGUUCCCGGCGUCGCGACAGUGAGAACAACACAUCCGGCCAGUGAACCAAGUGUCGACGAGGAAACAGCUCCAGGGUGAGCCGUUUUUCACGUUCAGAAAUUUAGAGACCACCGAGGAAAAUGGCGGACCUCGAGGCGGUAUUGGCCGACGUCAGCUACUUGAUGGCUAUGGAGAAGAGCAAAAGCACACCGGCCGCUCGUGCAAGCAAGAAAAUCAUUUUGCCCGAUCCCAGUGUGAGAAGCGUAAUGCACAAAUAUCUGGAAAAGAAGAAGGAAGUUAACUUCGAUAAAAUAUUCAAUCAAAUGUUUGGUUACCUCUUAUUCAAAGACUACUGCGAGAAUGUGGCGGAGGAGCCGAUUCCGCAACUUAGGUUUUACGAAGAGAUCAAGGCGUACGAGAAACUCGAAUGCCCGGAAGAGAGGAGAAAACUUGCCAAAGAGAUCUACGACAAUUUCAUCAUGAAGGAGCUGCUGGCACACUCCCAUGAAUACUCGUCGGAAGCGGUGUCCCACGUUCAUAAAUACCUUAUGAAAAACGAGGUUCCCGUUAAUUUGUUCGAGCCGUAUAUCGAGGAGAUUUUUAAUCACUUGAGAGCGGAACCGUUCAAAAAGUUUCUCGAGAGCGAGAAGUACACGCGAUUUUGCCAAUGGAAAAACUUAGAAUUGAACAUGCAGCUGACAAUGAACGACUUCAGUGUACAUCGAAUAAUAGGAAGAGGCGGAUUUGGAGAAGUUUACGGGUGUCGAAAAGCAGACACGGGAAAAAUGUACGCGAUGAAAUGCCUUGACAAGAAACGAAUAAAAAUGAAGCAAGGCGAAACUUUAGCGCUCAACGAAAGGAUAAUGCUUUCGGCAGUCAGUACCGGAGUCGAUUGUCCAUUUAUAGUAUGCAUGACGUACGCCUUCCAAACGCCGGACAAAUUGUGUUUCAUUCUGGAUCUGAUGAACGGUGGCGAUCUUCAUUACCAUCUAAGCCAGCACGGAGUGUUCAACGAACGAGAGAUGAAGUUUUACGCGGCAGAAGUGAUAUUGGGAUUGGAACACAUGCACCGCAGAUAUAUCGUUUACCGAGACCUGAAACCGGCCAAUAUCCUUCUGGACGAGCAUGGCCACGUAAGAAUAUCGGAUUUGGGGUUAGCUUGCGAUUUCUCCAAAAAGAAACCGCAUGCAAGCGUAGGAACGCACGGAUACAUGGCACCGGAAGUGCUUUCGAAAGGUGUAACCUACGAUUCCAGCGCCGAUUGGUUCUCGUUCGGUUGUAUGCUGCAUAAAUUGUUGAAAGGUCAUAGUCCAUUCAGACAACAUAAAACUAAAGACAAACAUGAAAUAGAUCACAUGACAUUAACCAAGAACGUAGAGCUGCCAGAAACGUUCUCACGAGAAUUGCGCUCAUUGCUGGAAGGUCUGCUACAGCGAGAUAUCAACAACAGACUUGGAUGUCGAGGUGCAGGUGCGGACGAGUUAAAAGAACACCCGUUUUUCAGUGGUAUCGAUUGGCAACAAGUUUAUCUCCAGAAAUACACGCCACCGCUUAUACCACCGCGCGGCGAGGUGAACGCCGCAGAUGCCUUUGAUAUCGGCUCCUUUGACGAGGAAGACACUAAGGGUAUCAAAUUGACGGAUGCGGAUCAAGAACUGUACAAAAAUUUCCCUCUAACCAUCUCUGAGAGAUGGCAAGCUGAGGUAGCCGAAACUGUGUUCGAGACAAUCAAUAACGAAGCGGAUAAGUUGGAAAAUAAGAAAAAAGCUAAACAGAAACAGCGAUUCGACGCGGAUGAAAAAGGAUCUGAUUGCAUUUUACACGGUUAUAUUAAAAAAUUGGGUGGUCCUUUCGCGAGUGCGUGGCAAACGCGUUAUGCAAAACUGUAUCCUAAUAGAUUAGAAUUGCAUCCCGAGUCCACGACAAAGCCUGAACUUGUUUUCCUUGACCAGGUUGAGGAAGUUAGCGCGGAUUUUCAGCACGUGAAAGGGGAACAAUGUAUUGUCGUCCGUAUGAGAGACGCAAAAAUAGUACUUACAAAUCCAGAUGAGAUCAGUUUGAAAGAAUGGGCGUUGUCACUGAGAUCCGCGCAUAAAUGUUCGAUGGAAAUGCUGGGCAGUAUGGCAAAGAAAGCCGGUAAAAUCUACGGGACUGAAAGAGACGCAGUAAUUCCGGCAAUGCAGCGCUCGACGAAUGGCAACUAGCCCCUUGCUAAUACCUGUACAUCGUCAUCAUACUCCAGUCCCACUGCCCCCCAGCAGCAGCAGCAGCAGCAGCAACAACUUUUUUUAUACUGAGAAUCAACGCAGGCAGAUCUAGAAGAAAUUCCAACGAUUGAACGACCGAGUAAUUGGGAGGCGGUUUUUUUCUCCAGUCAGCAUCCCGGAACCAGAAAUAUCCAAGUCUCGAAACAGCUCCAAAGAAAAAACUCCCUUUGAACGGCGGGUAGUGUCACGCUGUAUAGAGACUUUAGGAAGUAGAGUCGUACGAAACGUUACGUCAUUAUAUUUGUACGUUAGCUGUAUGUGCAAUGUGACGUAGGAACUAGCGACUGAACAAUGCCCAUCGACAUUCACGAGCGCGAGCACGCGCGCGCGCGACAGAGCACGCGUGUUCACGUAAGAAUCCACACGAGAUACACAUGCAUGCACGCACACACACGUACAUAUAUACACAUAAAAAAAACACGAAAAAUGCAACCGGUAGUGUAUUAUUGUAAUAUCAAAUACGAAAUACGCCCAAAAUCCCGAUUAUACUUCUUCUACACACCCUUCUUCUAUACCGCUCGUUUACUUAAUUUAUUUACUAAUGCAGAACGAUUUUAUAUUGUCGUUUUCGUAAAUGAUACACGCGCGCGAAUUCAUUUAUUUAUUGCGUUUAAGGAAAUAAAAACAAAAAAGAGAAAAAAACUCGGACUACAUUGUCGACAACCAAUCGAAACUAGCUGUAAUUAAAAAAAAAAAAAAAAAAAAAGAGAAAAAAAAAAGACGAGGAAACUGUGUAUGUCGAAUGCUGGAUACAGACGAGUUCGCCCCGGCAAUAAAAUUGUACGACGAACGUGGAACUCGUCUACAUUUCUUCAUUCUGCUCAGUCCCAUGUCCAAUGUAGGAAAGUAAGUAAAUUUUAAAUGGAUCGAACUAACUCGACAUGGAAUAAAAAAACAUUUUUGUCUUUAUUUUCUUUUUCUUUUCGAGAUACUAGUACGUGACCUAAUAUGUAAUCUUUAUAUAUUUCCAGCUAAAAUUAAUUAUAAUAAAAAAUGGACUUGAAACAUUUUUAACCAUGACAAACAAAUAUACGAACAAAAUUUUAAAUCGUAACAAAUGUUUCUCGAAAUCUGGUAUGUGAAAAUUCUGCAACAAUGUAAUAAAUUUAAAAGCUAGGAAAUCGUAAUACGGCCAAUAUCAACAUUAUAGUCCAUUAUGUAUUUGUGUUUACUAUGAAAAUGUUGUAUAAAUUGUUUUAUGUAUUUU
This is a messenger RNA of Apis laboriosa (Himalayan honeybee), 3807 nucleotides long. RefSeq names its product G protein-coupled receptor kinase 1 (gene Gprk1). Gene Ontology annotation, biological process: G protein-coupled receptor signaling pathway; regulation of signal transduction; protein phosphorylation. The record is from RefSeq and is a predicted model, not a curated record. NCBI's taxonomy places the organism in Eukaryota, Metazoa, Arthropoda, Insecta, Hymenoptera, Apidae. The transcript has 15 exons. Gene Ontology annotation, molecular function: G protein-coupled receptor kinase activity; G protein-coupled receptor binding; ATP binding. The coding region runs from base 474 to 2537 and encodes 687 amino acids.